Messenger RNA from Poeciliopsis prolifica (blackstripe livebearer), 1130 nucleotides. RefSeq names its product H-2 class II histocompatibility antigen, I-E beta chain-like. NCBI's taxonomy places the organism in Eukaryota, Metazoa, Chordata, Actinopteri, Cyprinodontiformes, Poeciliidae. The transcript has 6 exons. Gene Ontology annotation, molecular function: MHC class II protein complex binding. The coding region runs from base 149 to 898 and encodes 249 amino acids. Gene Ontology annotation, cellular component: membrane; MHC class II protein complex. The record is from RefSeq and is a predicted model, not a curated record. Gene Ontology annotation, biological process: immune response; peptide antigen assembly with MHC class II protein complex; immunoglobulin production involved in immunoglobulin-mediated immune response.
ACACAGAGAGACACUGAGAGACAUAGAGAGACAUAGAGAGACAGAGACACAGAUAGACACAGAGACACAGAGACACACAGAGACACAGAGACACAGAGAGACACAGAGACACAGAGAGACACAGAGAGACAGAGAGACACACAGAGACAUGGCUCCAUCACUGCUCUGCUGGCUGCUGGUCAUCAUCACCGUCCACUCUGCAGAUGGAUUUCUGAAUUACAGAUUGUCUCGUUGUGUCUUUAACUCCACUGAUCUGAAUGACAUCGAGUUCAUCAGAUCCUACAUUUACAACAAGCUGGAGAUCUUCAGGUUCAGCAGCAGUUUGGGGAGAUUUGUUGGAUACACAGAAUAUGGAGUGAAGCAGGCAGAAUACAGGAACAAUAAUCCUUCAAUUAUUGGAUCAGCGAAAGCUCAGAAGGAAGCCUACUGCCAACACAACAUUGGUAACUGGUACCAGAACAUGCUGGAUAAAUCAGUGGCUCCCACCGUCAGACUCUUCUCCACUGCGCCCUCUGGUGGCCACCAUCCCUCCAUGCUGGUCUGCAGAGUUUAUGAUUUCUAUCCUAAAACCAUCAAAGUUCGUUGGCUGAGAGACGGACAGGAAGUGACAUCAGACGUUACGACCACUGACGAGAUGGAGGACGGAGACUGGUACUACCAGGUCCACUCUACGCUGGAGUACACGCCCAGGUCUGGAGAGCAGAUCUCCUGCAGGGUGGAACAUGUCAGCCUGAAGGAACCUCUGAUCACCGACUGGGACCCGUCCAUGCCGGAGUCAGAGAGGAACAAACUGGCCAUCGGAGCUUCAGGACUGAUCCUGGGUCUGAUUCUGUCUCUGGCUGGAUUCAUCUACUACAAGAGGAAGGUCAAAGGUCGUAUUCUGGUUCCGACCAGCUGAGCCCAAAUGGAGGUUCUGGUUCCGGUUCGUCCUGCUUCCUGCUGAACUGGACCAUCUAAUCCAGAACCAGAACCAGAGGAGGUUCCAGUUCUCCAUCUGGCCGGUUCUGUGGGUCGGUUCUGGUUCUGGUGGCCCGGCUGCUUCUCUUCAUCUUCCUCUAAUCAUCUUCAUCAAUAAUCAGAUUUUAAUCUUUGAUGUUUGAACCUGAAAUAAAAUCAAUAAACCAUCAGAA